AUGCUCUCCUUCCACGUGUGUUUGCUCUGUACCGUGGUGUUUGGACACUUACUGCAGGCAGCUGCUCAGCCUGGGGACACGUCCACGUCCAACUCCAGCUCCCCCGGCGAGGAGUCCUUCACCUCACCCACCCCGGCUCCGGCUCCGGGCGGGACCGCCGGAGACAACGUUACCAUAGCAACGGCGACGCCGUCUCCUCCCGAGGAAUCCACCACCCAGCAGACCUGGACGGUCUGGUCACCAACAAGUUGUCUCUGUGAUCUGACCCCUGGGUUUUGUGACAUUGACUGCUGUUGUGACACAGCCGAUUGUGAUGUUGCCAACUUGAGCACCGUCUUCACUGGUUGUCCACAAAAAGUCAUACCAGGAGUAUGCAUUGAGAAAUGGCUUAUUUUCAAAACCGAUGUGAAUUCAUCUCUGGUCACUGUGACGGACUCCUUGUUUUGUGUGCGAGCUGAGGACGAAACAGUCCUGUCUCUCCCAGCAUUAAACCGGCAUCCAGUUAUAGGGGACUCUUACCACUUCUCACCACCAAAAAACACAUAUACCAGACACAGCAGAGAAUUUUACAGGGUUGAUGAUCUCAUCCUGACAUAUUUCUCCAACUCAUCUGUGGGUGGUUUCCUGCAUCAACCUUCUCCGGGGGCUGCGUCUUCAUCCUGCAUCAACCGCAACCCUGCAAAGUUUUUGAGGUCCACUUCUUCAUCAUGUUCUCGCAUGGUGACUCCUCUGUCAUGCACCACAGAUCCAAAACUUAAUGCCCGCUCGUACUUCUCUGAUCUGAGUCUGAUCAAGAUACCAAUAUCUGAAAAGGUCAAACCAGAAUCAGAUCUUCUGAUCCCGGUGAUUCCCCGGGCUGACUGGCCUGCACCUGCCAGUCAAAACAACUCCUGUGUAAACGUAGUCACAAAGGUGGAGUUUGUUAUCGGUUACACGAGCAGGGGGGAACUCGCAUAUGCAACAAUCAAUGUAGUCUUGGAUGAUGUGGGCAUUGAUCAACUGUUGCUGCAGACACACUCCGUGUAUUUCCAGCUGGCCACACCCAGCACUAGUCCAGGAAGACUAAUAACUGCUGCUGGACUCAAAGUGGGAUCUCCUGUCGUCGGCCGUUUUGAUGAGGAAGUUCAACCUGUUACGUUACUUGGACUUCCACGAGACGGGGAGUGUUCCUCUGAUCCCAGCACAAGAGUGCCCAUCCUCUUCACUCACAACACCUUUACUGGUUGCAUAUUCAACUCCCCAGGGAGUAACUGUUCCCAGCUACGCUCACAGAUUUAUGCCAUCUUGAGAGGACCUGCUGCCCCUGAUGUAAUUGCCAUGAACUCAGGCAGCCAGCCAGACUGGACGAGAGUCAUCGCGCAGGAAUGUCCCAUCAACCCGCAGGAGACAUGUGACUCAGGCUGCACCGUCCCACACUCCCUCUCUAUCCAAGUGCUGUGGGCUCGCCAGGGUUUCAUUGACCUUCCCCAGAAGUACAUCCUGGGAGCUAAAUACCUCUUCCACUGUCAGAUUAUCAAGUGUCCUCUGCCGUCUCCUCUCGCCCUGACAACAACAGCUGCGUUCACUGAAACCACAGUUUACCCAGAAGCUCCCAGGGGUUCGCCUCAGCCACACUGGAAGUUUCCAUUUGACUUCUUCACUAGAGGCUCCGCUGAGCUGGACGGCCACUUUGCUGCAAGCAGCAGCAGCAGCAGCAGCUCUGAGGUCACAUGGACGUUAAUGCUGUUAAUAGUCAUGUUGCUAACAGGAUUAGAAUUCCUUAAUAGGUAAUUUGAUACAGAGGCGAAUUUGUAAGGGAUUUUCAUUUGAGGCAAAGUGGAAAAAAAAAGUGAGAUAAAUGUUUUAUUUUUCUUGAGCCUUUUUUACAAAAUAAAACAUUUUACAAUAUGUAAAAGGAGACAUUGGUUUGUAUCAUUCUAAAAUACCAUAAUUUAUUGGAUUGACCAUUUUACAGGAAUGUUUCUAUGUUUACACGGUCAUAAGGCAAUUAUAAAGA
This is a messenger RNA of Cololabis saira (Pacific saury), 1996 nucleotides long. RefSeq names its product tectonic-3-like. Gene Ontology annotation, biological process: cilium assembly; smoothened signaling pathway. The transcript has 14 exons. Lineage: Eukaryota; Metazoa; Chordata; Actinopteri; Beloniformes; Belonidae. The record is from RefSeq and is a predicted model, not a curated record. Bases 1 to 1770 code for a protein of 589 amino acids.